Molecule: messenger RNA, 408 nt
Organism: Protopolystoma xenopodis
Lineage: Eukaryota; Metazoa; Platyhelminthes; Monogenea; Polystomatidea; Polystomatidae
Source: the annotation of a GenBank genome assembly
GUUUAUCUACAGCGAUUGAUUAAUAUUAUAUCAUCAGAGAGCGACCGCUUCAGCUAUGAACAGCGUGAGAUUGCACUCGACUCCCUAGUACAGCUCUUCUUGCUCCCAGGUUUCGCCGCCGAAUUAUACGUCAACUACGAUUGUGAUCUAUACUGUGCCAGUUUGUUUGAAGAAACUACUGGGAUGGUAAUCCGUAAUGCCUACCCUGUUGCCAAAUUGAUGGGCACGCAUCUCCUUUCCCUUGACGCUCUACUAGCUGUCAUCGAUACGAUCGAGGCACAUUGCAGUCUCGGUGGUCAUCGAAAUCUAUCUUCGACUCAAUUAAGGCAGAAACAAUUUAAAAAGCAGCUCAUCGUCAGCUAUCGUGUCUUGCACACCAAGAUUGAGCAUUCAUCAAAUCAAAUCUGA